Molecule: messenger RNA, 477 nt
Organism: Triticum urartu
Lineage: Eukaryota; Viridiplantae; Streptophyta; Magnoliopsida; Poales; Poaceae
Product: barwin
Biological process (GO): defense response to fungus; defense response to bacterium
Molecular function (GO): RNA nuclease activity
Source: RefSeq, a predicted model, not a curated record
CUGCGGCCCCGCCGGCCCCCGCGGCCAGGCGUCGUGCGGGCGGUGCAUCCGGGUGACCAACACGGGGACGGGGGCGCAGAUCACGGCGAGGAUCGUGGACCAGUGCGCCAACGGCGGGCUGGACCUCGACUGGGACACGGUGUUCGUCAAGAUCGACACCGACGGCAUGGGGUACCAGAGGGGCCACCUCAUCGUCAACUACGAGUUCAUCGACUGCCGCGACAACCACAUCAACUUCCAUGGGAAGAACGAGACGCUCCCAGCCAGCACUCAUGCUGUUGAGUAAUUAAAAGCUACUGUAGUAGCACAUGUAUGAUGCUCAGAUGCUGCAUUGUUGCGCUGUACGCACACAUGUAUGCAUGCAUGGCACGGAAGUUGAAUAAAUCAAACGGGAAGUGGAAUAAAUUUCAUGUAUGGAUCUUAUGGUUGUAAGUUGUAACAGCGGAAAGUGGAAUAAAUCUCAGAAAUUGGCAGAAA